UGUGCAAGCACUUGGACUGGAGCCAAUCAGCUGUCAGGGCACCAUGAUAAAUCGCAAUGCAUUAUUGAUAAUAAUAAUUACUUUGACAUGCGCAUUUCUACUUGAAGGGCUAAUUUCAGCCGACCUGGAGAAUUUACUAAGGAGAAGGAGUAAAGCGUGUUACUAUUUGCCCCGGAUGGUGGUGGUGGUGUAGCAGCAGCCUGCCAUGUCGCGACGCAAGCAGUCCAAACCGCAGCACAUCAACUCGGAAGAACCCAAUUCAACAGAAAAUGGGGUUCUACAAGAUGUCCAUACAGAGGAUGGGAAUGAAAUCAAGAGGUGUCGCAUGGAGGAAACAAGAGUCUGUGAAAAAUGCUGUGCCGAGUUCUUUGAUGAAAUGGAGUUUCUUGAACAUGAGAGAAACUGCACUAAGAGUCAACAGGUUGUCAUUAUGAAGGAUGGGGAGGGGGGCGAACUACCGCUCGAGUUCUCACAACGAUCUCCUGAUUUCCAAAGUGAUCACAGCGAUGGGCGGUCUAGCAGUAAUUCUCAGUCGAAGCACAGCAUUGAGUCCACUGACACUACUGAGGAUGCUUUAAAUUUAAAUGGAGACGGGGACUCAAAACAAUCCCAGGAGGAUAUGUCCAACAGCCUUGACAUUAGCUACAUAGCAGCUUCCAAAUUACAAGACUCUAAUGUUACUCUUGAAGCCAUGCCUGCCACCAGAGUAGCUGUAACACAACAUUCAUCUAGUUCAUCUACGCAGAAAUCUCCCUCACCAACAUCUCAAGAUGCCCUCCAUGCAAUACCCAUGAUCCUUGAGCAGCUGGUUAGUCUUCAGCAGCAGCAGCUGCAGCAGAUCCAACUGACUGAACAGAUUCGGAUCCAAGUGGCCAUGAUGACACCCCAGAGCCUCCAGUCUGCAAUGGGAGCCACAGUGGACCCGCUGAAGGCACUUGGUGCACAUCUUUCCCAGCAACUUUCAGCCGCUGCUGCUCUAAUCGGAAAACGCACAGGCACACAGAGUUUGUCUUUGGAAGCUCUCAAACAAGGCAAAUUACCCCAGUCCAGUAGCAUUCCCACAUCCCACAUUGCUGGAAGUGUUGGCUCCAUACCCUUGAAGACCGAUACAAUCAAAGGGCUUCCGGAUCUAGCAAACAGACUUCCAGCUUUACUUCCGCAAUCGCCCGCAGUUAUGGCAUUCCAGAGCCCAUUUACUAACCUUGCAGCAAACCUAGAUCCCUCCAAAAAAGGCAAAAACAAGAUGCAUGGCAUGGCAGACUUGAAGAAUGGAGGUGGGGAGCAGAUGUACAAGCAUAAAUGCAAGUUCUGUGGAAAGACCUUUGGGAAUGACAGUGCCUUGCAGAUUCAUUUACGCUCACACACUGGUGAAAGACCAUUUAAAUGUAACAUUUGUGGAAACCGUUUCACAACUAAAGGAAACCUUAAAGUGCAUUUCCAGAGGCACAAAGACAAGUACCCACACAUUAAAAUGAAUCCACAUCCUGUACCAGAGCACCUAGACAACAUUCCCACAAACAAUGGUAUUCCCUAUGGCAUGUCUGUGCCCAUUGAGGAAUCCAAUAUUGUAGACAGCAAACCAGUGCUUGGGCUCCCAUCCACAGGUAUCCACUCAUCAGUGCUCCAGGGAUUCAAGCCUUCUUUUGAUGUUCCAGUGACUGGGGACCUCUACACGCAAAGACCCUCCUCAUCUGGCAGUGAUGGUGCAUCUAUUUCAUCAGGCAUAUUCAAUAACGAGGUAGGACUGGACCAGAGCAAAGAAGCCUCAGAUGGACUAGGUAGCCUGCAUCAAAUGAAUGGUAAUGGUGUCCUAGGUGAGAAUGGGUCAGGCACAGCCAAGCUUCAGCAAAUGGUGGAUGGCCUUGAGAAGAGAACCAAUGACCCCAAUGAAUGCCUGAUCUGCCACAGAGUCCUGAGCUGUCAAAGUUCCCUUAAGAUGCAUUACCGUACCCACACAGGUGAGCGACCCUACAAGUGUAAGAUAUGUGGCAGGGCCUUUUCUACUAAGGGCAACCUUAAGGCCCACUACGGUGUCCACAGGGCAAACACUCCCCUUAAAAUGCAACACUCCUGCCCAAUUUGCCAAAAGAAGUUUACCAAUGCUGUCGUGCUACAGCAGCAUAUUCGAAUGCAUAUGGGUGGCCAAAUUCCCAACACUCCAUUGCCUGACAACCAAUAUGAGGGCCCUGAAACGAUGGAUUCCAGUUUGACAGAGAAGAACAUUGAUGCAAGUGGGCUUGAGGAGAGCAUGGAGGAACAAGAUGUGGAUUUCGACAAUCAAGAGAAUCCAAACAGCUCUGAGCCUACUCCUACGCAUGCUGCCAAAGAGGAUCAGCCGUUCAGUGGCUCACCUGCCAUGUUCACUGGCAUUACUGCCCUAGAAAACCACAUGAAAAGCCUCACAUCAGCUCUGAACUUGCAGCGACAGAGCAGCACUGCAUCUGAGAGUGAUGGUGGGCCCAAAGAGUCACCGUCCACAGCUGGAGACCUGGAGUACAAGAAUGGACGCAGUCCAGUUGUAUCAGAUUCUGCUUCAUUUCACUCUUCAUCUCCAGUAGAUGGACAAUUGGAGAACGGACAGGCAAAAUCCCCAGAAUCUGUAAACCCAGAUGAUUCGGCCGGAGGAACUGCCAGAGUGGAGUCUGAUGGAACUCAAGAUUUCAGUGAAAUGAAUGGAGCCCUGGAUUUGACUUCCAGUUUCAGUACAAAGGCCAUCAAAGAAGAGCCUGGUCUGCCAUUUUCCAAUGGAGAAUAUUCUUCUGGUCAUAUGCCAUUCAUGAGGGUGCCUCCAAGCCUGGUUAAGUUGGAAAUGCCGAUUCCUUCUGAGAAUCCAGUUGGUGCCAGUAAUCAGCACGGUUCACAGCCAUCCCAGGCGACAGGCACUCCGCCGCCCAGCUCAAGUGCCCCUCGCCGCUCUGCCAAGCAACAUCUGUGUAAUGUAUGUGGCAAGAACUUCUCUUCGGCCAGUGCAUUGCAGAUCCAUGAACGUACACACACUGGAGAGAAACCCUUUGCUUGUACCAUCUGUGGUAGAGCUUUUACAACAAAAGGAAACCUCAAGGUCCACGUUGGAACACACAUGUGGAAUAAUUCAACAAGGCGUGGUCAGCGUUUGUCUUUGGAUAACCCUAUGGCAUUGAUGGCCAUGGGUGCAGAGUCCAAGAUGAUCCCAGACAUGUUGCAGCCCCCAAAAGAUUUGAUCUCCACACCGAUGAACUUUGACCCAUCGGUAUGGAAUCAGUAUGCUGCUGCUUUCUCGAAUGGGCUGGCCAUGAAAGCCAAUGAAAUUUCAGUCAUCCAAAAUGGAGGAAUCCCACUCCCUGGAAGCCUUGCUGGAGGCCCUUUGGUUGGCUCCACAGGAGGCUUGAUGAAGAUGGACUCCCAUUCAGGCAUUCCGGGUACAGUUGCUGAAAUGGAAAAGAAUGGCUCGGAGAGCGUAGUAAAAUCACAGUUUCCACAUUUUAUGGAGGAGGGCAAAGUGAAUUAAAACCGCACUGAGUAUACCUCAGUGAUUUGAAUGACUUUGCUCCUCUACCAACAUUUCAGUAGGCACAAUCAAAUCCGGUUCUUUUGCGUUGCUUUUAUUAUUAUUAAUUUUUUUUUUUUUUUUGCUUUUGCAAAGUUGUAUAAAAUGUCCUAAUAUGAGCAACACUUUGAUUUGUGGACUUCAUCUGAAACUUUAAAAUUGAUGUAACUACUGUAGUUAUUACUGUUUCUUUUUCUCUAAUAUAUGCGGGUAUUUGUCAGUAAUGUUUCUAGAAGUUGAAUGUAAGUUUUACUUGAAAGUAUCUUUCUUCCAGAACUGUCCUACUAGUGAGAAUUUAUGUAAACUACAGUUUUACCAGAUCUCACAGUAAAUUGGUGUAGGCUACAAUCUUGCCAUUAUUUUUAAGUCACAUUCUUAUAGUCCCAUGUUCCUGUUGUGGUGAAGUUGUGCUCAGUGAUGAAACGUCUAGGGCGCAUUUAUUUCACAGCUAAUCUUGGGCAGUGUAGAAUAGUUGUAUAACAGUUUGCUGAAGUUCCUGGUAGUUUCAGACUUGCCUGUUGAAGUGACUGGAAACUAGAUUUCAUAUUAACUUAUUCUAUUAAAUUGCAGUGUAGCUUCUAUCUGCUCUACCAAAAAUGUAAUUUAAGUGCCUCUAUGUGGUGCAUGUUUUAAAAAAGCACCACAAGAUUAUAAUGAAGGUUCUUUGAAGAUCUUUUGUUUAUGACCAAAGUGUACUAUAUUUUUACAUGUAGCUUUAGAGUAUUGUUUGAGAAAUCCACAAUAAGCAUUUAAUGUGGCAUUUGGGCCUUUAUUCCCAUCAGUGGGAUUGAACAUCCUUUAUUUGAAAACUUUAAGGUUUUCCUUUGUAAGGGCCAGUACAACGCUGAAAUCCCUGCACUUUAUUUCUCUACAUGCGGCCAAGAUUUAGUAGAUUUUAACUGGAACAUCUGUUGACCAGGGAGCUGUUUUUUUGCUGUUACUUUUUAGUUUGUCUUAUUGUGUAAUUUUUUUUUUUCUGCACAGUGUUUUCCUGUUAUCUUAAUUUUAUCCAUGUAAGCUGCAUUGUUGUAGAUGUCUGGUCAAAAUGUGCUACUUUUGUGGUGUAUCAAAGGGAACCAGCAAACAACUUAAUAUCUGCUUUUGCUUUGAGACCCCCACCCCCUUUUCCCAGAACGGUUUGUACGCUAUCAUGUGGAUCGGAAACAUCAACUUGGGUCAAACAUCUACCUCAAUUAGAUGCCUUUCUUACUCUCGCUCUACUGACUUGAACAGCUGUGUGUAUAUAUUUUUUUCCCCUGUCUCUGAGUAGUGCUCUGAGUAGGUGAUGUUAAUGGUUACAGUCUUUCCAGAACCUGCUGAUUUUUCUUUCUUUUUUGUUUUUCCUCUCCCCUCUUCCUUUUCUCCCUAGUAAUGAAUGUAUCACUGGACACUUUGCACAACUCUUGCUCAGAAUAGAACAAGGUGCCCUCAGAAAAGACUCCUGUACAUUUUCUUUUGUAUGCAUUGCCAAGUUGUGCCUUUUUGUGAUUGAAAAGGAAAAAGAUUUUGUCGGAUCUUGGUCAGAGGGGUCUUGCAGUCUUCAAAUGCUGAGUCUGUUUUAGGUUUGUUUACAGUGUAGCCCCCCC
Molecule: messenger RNA, 5112 nt
Organism: Pangasianodon hypophthalmus (striped catfish)
Lineage: Eukaryota; Metazoa; Chordata; Actinopteri; Siluriformes; Pangasiidae
Gene: sall4
Product: spalt-like transcription factor 4
Exons: 4
Coding region: 206-3487 (1093 amino acids)
Biological process (GO): regulation of transcription by RNA polymerase II
Cellular component (GO): nucleus
Molecular function (GO): RNA polymerase II cis-regulatory region sequence-specific DNA binding; DNA-binding transcription factor activity, RNA polymerase II-specific
Source: RefSeq, a predicted model, not a curated record